Messenger RNA from Ambispora leptoticha, 3051 nucleotides. NCBI's taxonomy places the organism in Eukaryota, Fungi, Glomeromycota, Glomeromycetes, Archaeosporales, Ambisporaceae. The record is from the annotation of a GenBank genome assembly.
AUGGCGUCGGAACAUGCAUACAGAGAAGCAUUUCAACUAUUUGACAAGAAAGGAAACGGAACGAUUCCUUCAGAGGCUUUAGGUGAUUUAUUACGUGCCUUAGGACAAAAUCCUACAGAGGCUGAGGUUGGCGAGCUUGCAAAGAAGGCUGGUAAAGAAGUUACUUAUGACGCUUUUCUUAAAAUUCUAAAUCGUCCUGAUGGAUUUGCACCGGCUGGCACAUACGAAGAUUUCAUCGAAGGGUUUCAAAUCUUUGAUAAAGAUCGAACUGGGUUUAUUGCCGCUUCGGAAUUGAAAUACGUGUUGACAAAUCUCGGUGAAAAACUUACAUCAGAAGAAGUAGAUGAAUUAUUUAAAAAUGUCGAAGUUGACAGUAAAGGAAAUAUUCGAUAUGAAGAUGUUUAUUCUUCAAAACAAAACUUUCCAGGAAAUAUGCCGCCGCCACCAUCAUCACCACCAAGAGCCUCUUCUAAGCAAAAGCUCUCAAACUUUUUGAAGGAAAAAAAUCUGACUGAAGCAUUCACUAGUGCAAUUCUCGCUCCAAAAUAUGGCAUACUCCAGGAAGUUUGGCAUCAGUUAAUCACGGAAUGCAUAAAUUUGGGAAAAACCAUGAUGGGUUUUCGGGUAUUCGCAGAGAUGAAACGAAGAGGAGUUCUACCUAAUGAACAAGAAAUAUACACGACUCUCAUAGAUGGCAUGGCAGCUAAAUGUCACUUCCCUAAUAACCUAAUCUACACUAGCUUUGUGAUAGAUAGCAUGCGAAUAAACGCGAAAGGGACCUCAAUUCGUCCAACUACUGCCCACGGGAACGCGUUAUUAUCCGCGUGUAAUCGCGUGAAUGAUUUCAAGUCGUUACGCGAACACUACGAUCGACUGUUUCGAUCCGGUGAAAUUUCGCCAAACCAUGAAACCUACACGAUAAUAUUUCAUGCGUGUUAUAAAUCUAAAGUUGGACCCGAAGGUUUCAAGUAUGUUUUGGCUCUUUGGAAUGAGUUGACGCAAAAACUUGAGAAACAGAAGCAAGAAGAUAAGAAUUCUGAAAAGAAAGACGAAGAGGGCAAGGAAAAAUUGAUGAUGGAUGAUCAAUUGAUGACUUCAUUUUUGACUUGUUGCAAGAAUAAUGGGGAAACCAAAAAAGGAUAUGAGAUUAUUCAGAAAGCAUACGGGAUCAAUUUGUUAGACAAGCAACCUAUGAUAGUGCCUUCAGAAUACCAUUUACAACUUAGUGCUAAAUCAUUGAAUAUUAUACUUGAAAUAUGUCAUAAAGAUGGUGCUUGGUCAAGGGGAAUAGAUUGUUUUAAACUAGUAAGAAUUAAAUUUCCAACACUGGAAGUCGAUAUUGAAAACGUGAAUACCACGAUCUCGUUAUAUAAUGAAGCAAAAAAUUAUAGAGGAGCUUUUAGCCUGCUUGAAAUUAUUCGUGAUCGGAAAUUGACGCCUAGUGUUCAAACCUAUGCUUCGUUGAUGUUUUCUUGUAAACAAUCUAAAGACUUGACUAUGGCCAAAAACUUAGUCGAAGAAAUGCAGCAGAGACAAAUCACGCCCGAUAGUGCGGUACUAAGCUCGUUAAUUGAUUGCGUUCUUGGACAACCCAAGUUUCAGAUCAAAGAGUUGCAUUGGGCGUUGGAUCGGAUAGAAGGAUUCGGGUUGAAUUUCUCGUUGAUGAGAACCUCUAAACCUCCUAAGCUUCCGAUUAAGAUUGAUAAUUUAAACUUUUUGAGGUCAAUUUCCAACGCGUAUGCUUUGGCUUUGGACAAAGCUGAUGAUCGGUUGUUGGAUGAGAAAUUAGAAUCAUGGACAUUCUUUAAAGAAUUUUAUGAGAAAAGACUUCGAGAUCUCUUAAAGACAAAGGAUAAGAAGGAAGAAGAGAAUGAAGAAAACGAAGUAGAAAAAGUAAGAAUAGAAGCGUUCGAGAUAGAGGAUAAGGAAGAAUCUGAUGCCGAAAUAUUGGCAUCUAAGAAAAUAGGCUCAAGGGUGGGAGUUCAUGGAUAUAAUGAAGAAUCAACACAGAAAUCAGCAAGACAAGAUUAUUUGUCAACUGAUGACGAAAAGUCAAUACGAAAAUCAAAAGUUUCGGCAAAACAAGAUUAUUUAUCAAAAGAUGACGAAAAGCAAAUACGAAAAUCAAAAGGAUCUGUUAAAUAUCAAGAUUACUAUACGGAUGAAGAUGAAGAAGAGUCGAUAAGCUAUGAUGAUUAUACGAAUAGGGAAGAUCGAAAUAUCAGUUUAUCCGGAAAGAGAAUUAAGACUGAUGCAGAAUCUUAUAAUAGAGGAAGAACAAAAUUGCAGUUUGAUCCUCAUGAAAGAUUUAGAUCACGCGAGGACAAAUACGAAAAAAAAAGUUAUCGCGAUGAAGAAUUCGACUCGAGAGCAAAGAAAACACAGAGAUAUUUGGAAGACGAACGAGAAAAUACUAAAUACAAUGAAUUCGGGGGAUCAAAAUCGAACACUAGAUAUCGCGAGGAUGAUUCAUCUGGAUCAGGUUUUGAAAAAAGAGAAAAACCAAAGUAUUCGGGAUAUAAUAAGGAUGACAAUGAUAAUUAUUCGAAAUCCAAGGGUAGACCCAGUUAUGCCGAUAAAAUUCAAGCAAAUAGAUUCAAUACAGAGGUAGCAGACCAAAGAACAAGAACCCAUGAAUCAACACAAGGAUAUUCUAGAUCAAGAUUCCGCGAACAAAAAAACGAUGAAGGAAGACCUUCUAGAUCAAGAUUCUUCGAACAAGAAAAUGACGAAGGAAAGCCUUUUAGGUCAAGUUUUAGGGCUAACAAUAAUAAUAGACAAUUUAGAUCAGAAAAAAACGAGGAUGAUGACGAUGGUGAUAUCAAUUAUCGCAAAUUUAACUCUCCUACAAGUUAUGAAAAAAGACAAUCACCAAGAUCGAGAAUUGAUGCAAAUAGAGUUCCAAAAGUGUUCCAACCAGAUCCAAGGGAACGAAGAGGUGGUUCAAACUUCCGCGAUUCAGGACCGCCAUCACGAUUUAAUAGAAGUAGUGGUAAUAGCAAAUUUGAUUAUGAUGAAAGACCUAAAAGACCACCUAUGCGACGCGAUUAA